AUGAGGCUCACGGCGGAGCUCAUCAAGGGCUCGCUAUCCUACCUGAACCCGCUCAAGGAGCGGGAGCUUGAUCUCCGAGGACAUCGAAUCCCGGCGAUUGAGAACCUGGGUGUUGCAGGCCCUCAUGAUUCCAUCGACUUCACCGACAACGACAUCCAGGUGCUGGGCAACUUCCCGCUGUCGCCGCGCGUGCAGACGCUGCUGCUGGCGCACAACCGCGUGUCGAGCAUACAGCCCGCGCUGCCGAAUGCGAUCCCGAACCUGACGCAACUCGUGCUGGCGUCGAACCAGGUGGCCGAGCUUGCGGACCUCGACGUGCUGGCGGGCUUCAAGCGAUUGACGCACCUGGUGUUGGUGGAUAACCCCGUAACCAAGAAGGAGAACUACCGGUACUGGGUCGUUUGGCGAUGCCCCUCGGUGCGGUUCCUGGAUUACCAAAAGGUGAAGGAGGCGGAGCGGGAGAAGGCGAGGGAGCUGUUUGGCACGGCGGAGGAGCCCACAGCCGAGGCGUCCAAGAUCAUGGGCAUCAAAUCAAAGCAGCUCGACCUCGCCGCCUCGAACGGCGCGGCCGGCGGCGGCGCUACCUCCAAGCUCUCGCGGAUAAAGCUUACGGACAAGGAGAAGGAGCGGUUGAAGGAGAUGAUCAGGAAGGCCGACAGCUUGCAGGAGAUUAUCCGGUUGGAGAAAAUGCUGACGGAAGGCACGAUCCCGGCGGGCGUGCAUCUGGACGGGGACGCCACCAUGGAGGACUGA
Molecule: messenger RNA, 753 nt
Organism: Colletotrichum spaethianum
Lineage: Eukaryota; Fungi; Ascomycota; Sordariomycetes; Glomerellales; Glomerellaceae
Product: U2 small nuclear ribonucleoprotein B''
Exons: 5
Coding region: 1-753 (250 amino acids)
Biological process (GO): mRNA splicing, via spliceosome
Cellular component (GO): U2 snRNP
Molecular function (GO): U2 snRNA binding; protein binding
Source: RefSeq, a predicted model, not a curated record